UCAAAACACGACAUGAAGCUGUGUUUGGUGUCGUUUGUUUACAGUCGCAGUUGCUCUGCCAUAUAAUGAUAAUUCAAUAAUUCUGAAUGCAUUUCACGCUGUAUGUUGUAGCACUUUUGUUUUGUUCCAUUCUAAUAUCACAAUGUUGCUGCAGGAGCACAUAUAAAGUAAAAAUUGACGAAGGUAAAAUCAUUGCAAACUUGUCCCAUUUCUGGGAGAGCACAGGUUUCUGCCCUCCUGCUCCACACCAGGAUGCAGCAGCCUUUGAUCUUGGAACAGAUAUGCUGCAUAACCUGGCAUACAUAGCUGCUGUACCCAAUGGAGGCAUUAAACAAGUCAGAGUGCAUUGGCUAUUGGACCUAGUUAAAGUUCAAGGAGUUGAAGGAAGGUUUCCUGUGUAUAAUUUUAGUCAUCUAGACCAGUUUAUAGAAAUGCUGAUCCAGUUAGAUUUACAGCCUGGGUUUGAGAUUAUGGGAAACCCAGGGAAUUUUUUCACUGAUUUUGAGAACAAUACUCAGAUUUAUGCCUGGAGAGACAUGGUUGCAGCCAUUGCCAAGCGUUAUGUCGACUAUUAUGGAGAGGAGUCUGUGUCAAAGUGGAAGUUUGAAACCUGGAAUGAACCAGAUUUGCAUGAUUUUGACAAUCUUACAUUCACGAUGCAAGGCUAUCUGAACUACUAUGAUGCCUGCUCAGAAGGUUUAAAAGCUGCCUCACCUGAACUAAAGCUUGGUGCACCAGGAGGUGUUUGCAGGGAACCUGAAUCCAGAUAUAAACUGUGCUGGGGUCUCUUCAAACAUGUGGUUAGUGGGACAAACUAUUUUACUGGUGAAAGAGGAGUGAGACUGGACUUUAUUUCUUUUCACAAAAAGGGUGGCAAAAGAAAGCAACACAUGGGUAAAUCACAAACCAUCAUGGAAUCGGAGCUGGACCUGAUCCAGAAAAUUCAUACAAGAACUCCUAAGUUGAAACACAUACCAAUAAUAAAUGAUGAAGCAGAUCCAAUGACAGGCUGGAGUGAGCCAGAGCAGUGGAGGGCAGAUGCCACAUAUGGAGCUGUGGUAGCAAAGGUUAUUGCUGAGCACCAAAAUCUUAUCCUUUCUAAGAAGAACAACAGCAUCAAUUAUCAGCUUCUGAGCAAUGACAAUGGGUUUCUUAACUACUAUCCUAAUUACUUCACUCAGCGCACACUUCUUGCCAGGUUCCAAGUAAAUAACACUCAGCCACCGCACACACAGUUCAUUAGGAAGCCAGGUUACUCUGUCAUGGGAAUGUUGGCUUUAUUAGGAGAACACCAGGUUCAGGCACAGGUUACAUGUAAUGGGUUACCUUUGACUGACUUCAGCAGACUUGGAGUUUUGGCAUCCAUUCAUAUCCCAUAUGAAGACCUUGGUCCAGACAGUUGGCAGUUUUCUGCUUUGGUAUAUAACAGCAAUGACACUUCCAAUGCUACUGGAUUUGACCUUUUGGAGAUUCAUUUUGGUGAUUUGAAACCUCCCUCUUCUACAGAUCUUAUGUGGGUGCAAUACAUACUAGACAAUAGCCAUGGUAAUCCCAGCAGUAUAUGGGAAAAGCAAGGCAAACCAAUCUUCCCUUCAGUGAAACAGUUCAAAGACAUGAGGGACAAUGAAGGUCCUGUAAGAGUCUCCCAUCCAGCUGCCUAUAAUACAACACAAUCUGCAUUCAAGUGGAAGUUACCAUUGCCUGGGGUGGUGCUCUUUCAUAUAUGUGCCAAGCCAAAAAUGCCACCUAAUCAGGUCACCAAUGUAAUAGUUACAAACAUAACUUCUAAUCAAGUCUUGGUGACAUGGAGUGAUUCCUGUGUGCACUCCAGAUGCCUUUUAACAUAUGAAGUAGAAUUGUCCACACAUUCUUCGGGGACACUGGUUUAUCAUAGGAUAAAUCCAUCAGACACGAUAUUUACAAUGUUUGUGUUUGCUCCAGAUGAGUCAGAUUCCUCAGUCUUUGGCUUAUACAGAGUGCGAGCUGUGGACUUUUGGGGGAGAUUUGGACAGUACUCAUUGCCUGCACAGUACCCUCAGAAAAACAUUGAGAAGUACAGCACCAAGCAACACUGCAGCAGAGGAAGACUGAAAAGAUCCCAUAGAUAUCCUGGAAGUUAAGAUGAACUUUUGCAUUACAAUAUAA
Molecule: messenger RNA, 2145 nt
Organism: Lingula anatina
Lineage: Eukaryota; Metazoa; Brachiopoda; Lingulata; Lingulida; Lingulidae
Product: alpha-L-iduronidase
Biological process (GO): carbohydrate metabolic process
Molecular function (GO): protein binding; L-iduronidase activity
Source: RefSeq, a predicted model, not a curated record